This is a messenger RNA of Argiope bruennichi, 4828 nucleotides long. RefSeq names its product long-chain-fatty-acid--CoA ligase 5-like. Gene Ontology annotation, cellular component: endoplasmic reticulum; membrane. Gene Ontology annotation, biological process: long-chain fatty acid metabolic process. Bases 221 to 2257 code for a protein of 678 amino acids. The record is from RefSeq and is a predicted model, not a curated record. The transcript is spliced from 20 exons. NCBI's taxonomy places the organism in Eukaryota, Metazoa, Arthropoda, Arachnida, Araneae, Araneidae. Gene Ontology annotation, molecular function: long-chain fatty acid-CoA ligase activity.
CACCGUACCGCCGAUAGCUCCAGACGCAUCUGCACCGAUAUAUAUACUAGGGGUUUCCCAACUAUUCAGUACUGUAUGGCCAAUUAUGGGAUUCGUUUGUAGGAUUAUGCAGUGAUAGUACAGAUAGACGGACAUUUAGUCUUCUCUUUAGUUGCUUCAAGUUCUUUUCGGCUUCCUUCAUUUGGCUUCCACGUGAGAGAUUGAAAUAACCAAAGCAAAAAUGGACAGCUCUCUUCAGUACAUCUGUGGUUCAAUUGCUGCUGCUGUAACUGGCGCAGUAGCUACAGCUGCAUUUUAUAUUGCAACUCGUCCUCCUCCCAAAAUCAAACGCAACUUUGAUCUGAAUUCUCAGUCUGAGGAGCUGCUGGGACCAGAUCAUGUAAGAAUCUCUCAUCUAACUCCAAAAGCUCCACAUGUCUCUUAUUUAUUUGAAGAUGCUCAGACAUUACAUGAAUGCAUGGUGAGAGGAGCUAGAGUGUCAGGUAAUGGUCCUUGUUUGGGCUGGCGUGAAAAAGGAAGUGAUGAAUAUCAGUGGGUGCAUUACAAAGAAGUGUUGGAGAGAGCUAAAAACUUCGGUGCUGGUUUACUUCAUAAAAAAUUAAAAUCUGGUUCCUUUGUUGGUAUAUAUUCCCAAAACAAUGUAGAGUGUGUGUUAACAGAGUAUGCAUGUUAUGGCAGAUCUAUGAGUAUUGUUCCUAUAUAUGAUACUCUUGGUCCAAAAGCUUUUACACUAGUUGUUAAUGAAGCUGAAAUACCUGCAGUUAUUUGUGAUAGUGAAGAAAAAACAUUGGCAUUAAUAAAUGAUAAAAAUGAAAUGCCUACUUUGAAAUUAAUAGUUCAAGUUGAUCCUAUUUCUGAUUCUGCCAAAGAAAGGGCAAAACAAUUUGAUGUAGAUCUUGUGUCAUUUAAAGAGAUGGAGGAACUUGGGAAAAAACAUCCUCAAAAUUUAAUUCCUCCAAAACCAGAAACCUUGGCAACUAUUUGCUAUACUAGCGGUACUACAGGAAGCCCUAAAGGUGUAAUGUUAACUCACAAGAGUAUUGUAGCUAAUGUUAGUGCUGUGAUGUUGCAGCUGGGUGAAACGGCUCCUGGCAGUAGUGAUACAAUGCUCUCAUUUUUGCCACUAGCCCAUAUGUUUGAGCGUUGCUGUCAGGUAGGAUUAUUCAUGACUGGUGGCAGAAUAGGUUUCUAUCAAGGUGACAUCAGGAAAUUAAAUGAAGAUUUCCGAACCUUGAGACCUACUGUUAUACCAUGUGUACCUCGUUUGUUGAAUAGAAUGUAUGAUAAGAUUCAGGACGAGGCUAAUUCUAAUAAAUUAAAGAAAAUGUUGUUGAAUAUGGCUAUAGAGAGCAAAAAAGCAGAACUUGAAAGAGACAUCAUUCGCAACAACAGUGUUUGGGACUGGACUGUCUUAAAACCAAUUCAAGAUAAACUUGGAGGUCGUUUACGACUAAUUGUUGUUGGCUCUGCUCCUAUUGCGGGUCACAUUUUAACUUUUCUUCGUGCUGCCCUUGGUUGUGUAAUUGUUGUUGGGUAUGGGCAAACUGAAUGUGUAGCUCCCUGCACAUUAACAACGCCAGGUGAUGUUAGUGUUGAUAAUGUUGGCCCUCCAAUCCCAUGCUGUAAAGUGAAAUUAGUAGAUGUCCCUGAUAUGAACUAUUUUGCUUCUGAAAACAAAGGCGAGGUAUGUGUCCAAGGGCUUACAGUAUUCCAGGGAUAUCUUAAGGAUACUGAGAAAACUGAAAGCACUAUAGACAAAGAUGGUUGGUUACAUACCGGUGAUAUAGGAAUGUGGCUUCCAAAUGGUGCUUUGGCAAUCGUUGACAGGAAAAAACAUAUCUUUAAGCUCCAACAAGGAGAAUAUGUUGCUCCUGAAAAAGUGGAGAAUAUUUAUUUAAGAUCCCCUUAUGUUUCACAAGUUUUUGUGCAUGGAGAUAGUUUGAAAUCUUGUGUGGUGGGCAUUGUUGUACCAGAAAUGGAAGCAGUUCUGCAGUGGUGUAAAGAACAAGGAAUUACUGAGGAAUGGAAUCAUAUUUGUCAAAAUAAGGUGGUUAAAGAAUAUAUAUUACAAGAGCUGAAUGUAGUUGGGAAAAAAUCUGGUCUUAAAUCAUUUGAGCAGGUCAAAGAUAUUUAUCUCCAUCCAAACCUCUUCACCAUUGAAGACGGCCUUUUAACUCCAACUUUGAAGACCAAGCGCCUAGAGUGUCGUAAAUACUUCAAAUCUCAAAUUGAUGCUAUGUACAGUCAUUUAGUUUAGAUAGGAAGAAAAACUGUUCAAUUAUAUAUUCUGUGCACCCUGAAUAUACUUUCCAUACAUAGCUUUGGGUUUUUGAUCUAGACAAGGGCAAGUUUUGUAAUCAAAUUUUUUAUCUUAAUUAACUUGGGACAUUUUUGAAUUUUUAUAUGCAUUAAUACUUAUAUUCAUAUUUUAAAUGUUUUUUUUUCUUCCGUUCAAUUGUUUUAAUGAAUAAUUUAUGUUCUGAUAAACCAUUUUCUUUUAUUGAAAUGUAAUGUACUAAAAUGGCUUGGUUGAAAUAUUGUUUCAUGUUUGUAUGUUUAUGCAUAUUUUUUUACUUUAAAACUGAAAAUUGUAUGCAUAUUGGAAAUAGUUUAAAUUAAUAGAGAAAUAUAAUUGUGUGUGUUUUCUUUAGAAAUAUCUGUUAAUUAUAAAAAUAAUAUUUACAAUACUUGCCCUUGAUAGAUUUAUAUAGCUUGUAUGUUAUUGAGGAUAUGUUCCUAAUUAGAAUAUUUCUGUUGCAUUUCCUAAAGAUAUAUGUUGUGCUCUUUUCAUGACUUGUGGUAUACAAACAUUAUGGCAGAAAUUGUAUUGAUUUUUUUUAAAAUUAUUUUCAGCACUCAAUAGUAUUUGCUUUUACAAUAUGGUCUUAAUGUUUUAUGGCAAUUAACAUUAGCAGUUAUAAGAAACUGAAGAUAUUAGUACUAUUCCAACAUUAAUACAAUUGUGUUUUUCAUUUUCUUUAAUAUUUCUUAUAUUGUGUUGUAUGCCUUUUAAGGAAGAUAAGUAUGUUAGGAUCAUUUGUCAGAAUUUCAAAGUUUAUUUUUCCGUGUUAUUUAUUUAUUCUUUUCAGAUUAGGUUUGUGAUAUUUAUUGGCUAGGAAAAACUUUCAAAGAGUUAAAAAUGUAUUGUUGCGAUUGUAAAAUGUGGUUUAUUUAUUUAUUUACAUUUCUUUGAAUAUUUCAUGUUUACACAUUCCAUUUAUAAACUGCAUGCAUUCUUACAACUUACUUAUUUAAUACAACUGGAUUUCAUUUUGCUGAUUACAUUGGUAAAUUAGAAAACAGGGUACAUUGAAGUUUAUUGUAAAUACUUAGGAACCAGCAAGUAGCAUUUUUUUCAGCUGAUUUGAAGAAUAAAGUGUGAAAAAUAUUUAUUUUGUAACUGGAUGAAAUAUUUAAGGGUGUGAAUGAUAGUGAUCUUGGGUUUUAACAAAUAAACUAUUCAAAUACUCCAGAUAAAAUUUAUACACACUGUUCUUUUAAUUUCCAUAUUUAUCAACAUAUAUUCCUUUGCAUGCUAAAAUUAAAAUUUUUUUUUCAUAGCAUAGGAUUUUAUAUUUACAACACUCCAAGAAAUUGUAGUUUCCAUUUGUAAUUAAUAAAGAAUUUAGUUAUUAGAUAGACACUAUUCAGAUUUUAUCGUAGUUCAUUUAAUAAUGUUUCACUAAAAGUUAAAAAUUGAAAAAAUUAGGAAUAAAUUCAAAUAAUAUAUUUAUAGUUAGUACAUUCUUCACAAUUAAUAUGCAUUGUUGCAUUACUUGAGGCAAUUCAAACAGCUGUGGCGAAAUCUUUUUUCUAAAAAGAAAAGAAAAAUAUAGAUCAGCUUAUCUUUUAUAAUAUUAAAUUCUCAAUUCCUGAAAAAGGAUUUUUGUACGAAAAUCCUUUCUAGUAAAAUUUUCACACUGGAGUAUUUUAGCGUUAUAUAUUUUCUCUGUGAUGGAGAAGUGCUAAUAUUUCCACGUGUGUUAUUCUGUUAGAAACCUCUAUUUAAGAAUUUCUCUGGUAUCAUAAAAUGUUUACAUUGAAAUAUUUUUAGAACUUCAAAAUUUGACAUACAAUUUUGGAGUAUUGUACUACCAAAGUUUUAUUACUUUUUCAAUACUUUUUUCUUAUACGAGCAGGAUCAUUUUGAAAGGAUUGGAUACCUUUUAUGAAAUAAAAUGCCUUGAAAGACUUAAAUAGUUCUCUUCUAAUGUAGGUUUGAUUACAUUUAAUGUGUUUUUAUAAACACUGAGCUCUUCAUUAGGUUUGACGCCAAAGCUGUGAAUCCCCAUUUUGAAUUUUUCCACCUUCCACUUUCUGUGCACAGGUUUUCAAUCCAUUUGUAAAGUGAUCCUGUUCUGUUAUAUAUAGCAAUUCCAUAUAUUUAAAGAUAUUGGUGGCAUUUUUUUUUUCUUGUGUUGCAAUCCAUUUACAUUUUGAUUUCAUAAGAAAUACUUAACCGAUGUGAUUUUUUUUAUUUAAUUUUUUUUCUUUUGUGCUUGUUUUGCAUAAGUGUUAUUUAUUUUCUGUUCUGUAGUGAGCAUAGUUGUGAUAGAGUAUCGUCUGUGAUAUCAGAAUCUCAGCUUGAGUGAUUUUGUAAGCGAAAAAAGUAAAAAUUGUCCUUUUUAUUUAUUUUUUUAUUUUUGAAAAAUUAUUUUAAAUACAUAUGCUUUAUUUUAACUAUUUCUUAAUUUAUCUCCAUCAUGUCUUUUAUCAUCUCUAUACUUGAUACGAAUGUGCAGAAGUUCUCAACAUUCUUCUUAAGAACACUUUUAUUGUGAAAUUAACCAAAGACAUUUAAAAAACCAAAUAAAAUUCCAAACUCCAU